Prorocentrum cordatum is the source of this 2301-nucleotide messenger RNA. NCBI's taxonomy places the organism in Eukaryota, Dinophyceae, Prorocentrales, Prorocentraceae. The record is from the annotation of a GenBank genome assembly.
AUGGACGAGAACAAGGAUGGUAAGAAAAAGGGGGAUUCGAAGAUGGGCGAGGUGACGGAACAGGCUCCGCAGUGGUUCACCAGGUGCGCGACGAUGCAGAACGCGAAGCUCGACAGACUCCCGACGAAGAUGGAUGACAUGAACGACAAGAUCGAUGAAGCCAAGGCGAAGACCGCGGAAUUCGAUGACAAAGUUAUUAAUUUGGAGGCGGAGCUUGGGAACGUGAAGCUGGACAUCGAAGAUAUGGUCACACAGGACUCUAUGAGCGACAUGAUGCAGGACAUGCUUAAGGAGAAGAUGAAGGAGGAGGGGAUGAAGGAGAUGAUCUCGUCGGGGUUGGAGGAGAUGGUUAAGAAGGAUGGGGCCCCCAGAGUUGGCGGCAAACGAGCCAGCAGCGGGGCGCAGAGGACGACGGCUAAGAAGUCAGAGGAGGCACUUGAGCGCACCGUGGUGGUCGGCGGAUUCGAACGGGACUCGCUGGGGACAGAGAUCACGGACGGUAUCAAAGCAGGGCACGGGGACUCGGACGGCAACGUGGAGGACUCAGAAGAGAUCUUUGUCCGGGGCCGCCGGAGCAGCAUAGGUUUCAUCAGGUUCAAGGACGCCCAGGGCAAGAAGGACUUCUUGACGAACUUGAAGAACAAGGGCGAGGUCACGGUCAAUGGCCGGAGGAUGUGGGCGAACGACGACAAGGAUGAGGCAACCCGCUUGAAGGAGAAGUCGGCGGCUAAAAUGGUGAAGGUGUUGAAGGAGUUCAAGGUGGCAGUGGACGGCAUCACGGAUCUCAAGCUGGGCUUCACUGGCGUGGACAUCUUAAAGGUGUUCGCGGAGCACCAGUUCGAGGUGGCACGUUGUUCGAGAGAUGAUUUCGCAAAGCUGGGGCUGUUCAAGCUUGCUGUGAAAAAGGCUGUUAAGUUCACGAAAGCGAGAAUCAGGAACGCACCCGCGUCCACAACAGAAGAGAAGCUUUCGGCAUGCGUGGGUUUCUUGAGGGCGCUGGACCGCAUUGACUGGAAGAACGCUGGGCGCAUUCAAGCCUCAUGCCCCCGUCUUCGGGGCGCGCCGGUGGACCAAGGGGCUGCGGCGACGCGGGCCUACAGGGAUUUGCUGGCCCACGUGCAGGAACUUGGGCACGUCUCCGUUAAAGAGCGCGUGGACGAGCUGAAGCGGGUGCGCAAAGGCAUGCCGGAGAUUGUGUAUAAGCAGAGGAAGGACGGCAUUCUUUCCUCUCUACGCCGUUUGCUCCCUGGCGCUACUUGCGGUCUCUCGGCCGUCAGGGAUCGCAGUGGAGGUAUUGCUUCAGAGCCGGAGGCGCUAGCUACUGCACUGACGCCAUAUUGGCAAACGGCUUUUGAUCACAAGCCCACGGGUAGUUCUCUGCGACGCCAGUGGCUCGACCAGCAAUCGGACAAACUGCGAGUGGAUUCGUCUGACCUCUGCCCUACUCUGGAGGACGUGCGGAAUAUUUGUGAGCUCUUACCCAAGUCUUCUUCUGGACCAGAUGGUAUCCAUGUCGGGGUCUACGGGAGGUUUGCAGAUAUUCUUGCGCCCGUAUUCUUCGAAAUUGUAACAGGCAUGAUCCAGGGUGCCAUCGCGCCGCCGUGCGACUUCAAUUGGGCAUUUCUUAUCUGUCUUCCAAAGGGCCGCGGCGACCUGCACGGAGGAACCGAAGUACACGACCCUGCCGGGGCCCGCCCGUUGUCCAUAGUCGACGCUUCUAACAGAAUCAUAGCUUCGAUUUUCCGCGUGGCUUUGGAGAGGAAAGUUGCUGAGUGGGUUUCUGCUCCUCAGCGGGGCUUUUUGGUAGGCAGACAGAUGCUACGCAACGCGGUCGAUGUUGAUUUCGCGGCGCAGAAGAUCAGCAUUUCAUCGCGGAAGGGUGCCAUCGUGCCGUUUGACUUCAAGGCGGCGUUCCCCAGCCUGUCGCACGACUACAUGCGGGGCGCCCUGGAGGCCAUCGGGUUGCCGCCCCGCCACAUCGACGCACUGCGCAUGUUCUACAAGGACAACAAGCGCUGGGCGGCUACAGACCGUGGCACUCCACUGCCCGCCGCGGGCGCUGUCAGCAGCAUUCCGAACAUGGUGGAAUGGGUGGGCGACCGUGCGCAGGAUGCGCCAUAUGGCGGGCAGCGCAUGGUGCGGGACCUGCGCGCUCGGGUGCACAGGGGCGCAGACAUCAUCCGCAUGAGUUCUGGCGUCUACGCGCUGUUCCGCGCGGUCAGCGGCGGUGGCGUGCAGGCGAGCGCGGCGAAAAACGCGCGUGCCCUACUGUAUCUGUGGCGAUGCAGAGCGGGCGAGUAG